UGAAAAACUAGCAGUCACUUCUGGGAAACGCACUCAGUUUAUAGACCUGUAAAGGAUAUCUCCUCUUCUCCAUGGAAUGUAUUUUCUUGUGGGGUGGACACGAUUUAUCAAUACAUUGGAAAUAACCACAGUGUGAGUUUUUUAUUUUUGCUAUUGCUAAGAAAGAACAUCUUCAGUGCACAGUGACCAGAGAACCCUGCCAGAGUUUUAUGGGGGUGUUUUGUCUUUUUUCCCCUUAUAUGUAUGGGCUGAGCAUUCGCUGGCUGAAAAAUAAAGCGGUUCCAUCUGUGCCAUAGUUUUACUUUGUUUUUCCAGGUAAUUAAAAACAGCACAUUGCUUUGUAAUUAAGAGUCUGAACAAGACAAGCAGAGGGACGUAACAAGUUGCUUUUGGGAAUCAACCAUAACAAUGCAUCUAAACAGUUAUUUACUUUUACGUUUUUAAAAGUCUACUGGAGUAAAAAAGUAUUCUCACAGUUUGGAAUUCUGCUUCACUGAACAUUUUUUUUUUAAGUAGAAGUUACCUGGUUCACUGGUGAAGAUACAAGCCAGCACAAGGGAAUAAGAAGCUAUUAUGUUUUUCAGCAGAGAAACAUCACAUGUUUUUCAAACGACUUUGGCCACUAUGUCCAUCCUGGUAAUUUUCCUGGAUCUUACAAGCGAGAGCUUUGUGAAAAAUCAUCUUCAUUCAAGCUUCAUUCAGAGGAAAUUAAGCGGCAGAGAGAAACGAGAGAUGCAAAGGGAGAUUCUAUCCAUAAUGGGAUUGCCAGGGAGACCUAGACCUGCAAGUGGCGGCCAAGUUCCUUCCUCCGCCCCACUCUUCAUGCUGGAUCUUUAUCAUGCUAUGUGUAGUGAGGAAGAUGAGGAUGGAAUGCCAGGUGUUUCCAGAGCACAUUUUACAACAUUAAGCACUCAGAGCCCACCACUAGGAACAGUGAUCAGCGAAGCUGACACAGUAAUGAGCUUUGUUAAUAUGGUUGAACAUGACAGAGAUAUCUUCCAACAGAAGCCCUACUGGAAAGAGUUCAAGUUUGACAUGACCCAAAUACCCACGGGAGAGUCUGUGACGGUGGCCGAGUUCCGCCUUUUCAAGACGCGCAGCUUUUUACGUAAUUUGAAUCGCACACUUCACAUCAGUCUUUAUGAGAUAAAGAAGGAAAGAGGCUAUAGGGAGCCUGAGCUAACCUUAUUGGACCAUGAAAGCACACUGGCUGGGGAUGAAGGGUGGUUGGUGUUUGAUGUCACAGCUGCCAGUAAUCACUGGUUACUGAACUCCAAAAAUAACUUAGGAAUCCGUCUCUAUGUGGAGACUGAUCAAGGGCAAAGUAUUGAUCCAGGUAUAGCAGGCAUCUUAGGAAGGCGAGCACCGCGUUCGAAACAGCCAUUCAUGGUCACAUUUUUCCGGGUUAGUCGCAAUCAAAUAAGAUCAGCACGGGCAGUCAAACAGCUCAGGAAAAAGCAACAGAAGAAACAUGACUUACCGCAUCCCAAUAAACUUCCUGGCAUUCUUGAUCAUGUAAAUGUUAUUGACAGCCGGCAAGUGUGUAAAAGACAUGAAUUGUACGUCAGCUUUCGUGACCUGGGAUGGCUGGAUUGGGUGAUAGCUCCGCAAGGUUACUCAGCAUUUUACUGUGAAGGAGAAUGUUCAUUUCCCCUUGACUCCUGCAUGAAUGCAACCAAUCAUGCCAUACUUCAGUCAUUGGUUCACCUGAUGAAGCCAGAGAGUGUCCCUAAGGCCUGCUGUGCUCCUACCAAACUUUCUGCCACUUCUGUCCUGUAUUAUGACAAUAACAACAACGUCAUACUAAAAAAACAUCGAAAUAUGGUUGUCAAGUCCUGUGGCUGUCACUGAACAAGGCAGAAACAGGACAGGCCUGAGGAGGACUUGCACUUACCAAAGGAAUUUAGAAAGAUGAUUUAUUUAUCAAAUAUUAAAUUAAAAGUAACAUUAUAGACUGAACAUCACAGACAAUGACCAGCUAUAUAAACGCUUAUCACAACAACAUUGCUUUUACAACUUUUUCCACAAAGAGGGAUGAUUAUCCAGGAUGUUUGGUUGGGUUAAAAUAAAAUGAUCUAUUACAUAAAAA
Xenopus laevis (African clawed frog) is the source of this 2089-nucleotide messenger RNA. RefSeq names its product bone morphogenetic protein 8A (gene bmp8.S). Lineage: Eukaryota; Metazoa; Chordata; Amphibia; Anura; Pipidae. The coding region runs from base 574 to 1851 and encodes 425 amino acids. The record is from RefSeq and is a predicted model, not a curated record. The transcript is spliced from 7 exons.